UUGAAGACAUGAUUGUCUCUGCUCUUCUCACAUCUGUUGGGAUAAACACUGCUCUGUGUGUCUUGUUCUUUACCUUGUACUCUAUAUUGAGGAAACAACCUAGUAACUAUGAAGUUUAUGUACCACGCUUGUUGGCUGAAGGAACUUCUAAGCGGAGAAGUCGUUUCAAUUUAGAAAGAUUAAUACCUUCCCCUGAUUGGGUUGCAAAAGCAUGGAGGCUUUCCGAAGAGGAGCUAUUUUCAUUAUCAGGAUUAGAUGGUGUAGUAUUUAUGCGCACCAUAACCUUCAGUUUGAAAAUAUUUACUUUUGCUGGGAUUAUUGGGAUCCUUGUGCUUCUUCCCGUGAAUUGCUGGGGAAAUCAUCUACAAGAUUUUGACGUUGUUGACUUUACCAAUAACUCCUUGGAUCUGUUCACCAUAUCAAAUGUAAACAGUGGCUCUAACUGGUUGUGGGUCCACUUCAUUUCUGUAUAUAUUGUCACUGGAUUUAUAUGCCUACUACUUUAUUAUGAAUAUAAAUACAUAGCUUCCAAAAGAAUUUCGUAUUUUGAUUCAUCCAAACCUCAGCCGCAUCAGUUCACCAUUUUAGUUCACAGUAUUCCUACUUCCUCGAGUUGCAGUAUCAGUGACAGUGUUGAGAGCUUCUUUCAAGAGCUUUACCCAGCUACAUAUCUGUCGCAUGUGAUUAUUCGUCGUACAAACAAAAUCCGAAGUCUCCUAAUUGAAGCAAAGAAUUUGUAUAAAAGGAUUACUCAAUUACGUUCAGACCCUACUGAGCAAAAGUAUAAACAUGGUGGUUGUUUUGGACUUUUUGGACGAAAAGAUAAUCUUAUAGAUCAUUAUGGAAAGCAGUUGGAGGACAUUCAGGAGAAUGUAAGAUUGCAGCAAUCAGAGGCUUCUUUGGCAGGAGAAGAGGCUCGAGCUGCCUUUGUAUUCUUCAAGUCUCGUUAUGGUGCUGCAACUGCUUUCCAUAUGCAGCAAUCAGUCAAUCCCACCCAGUGGAUUACUGAGCUAGCUCCAGAACCUCGUGAUGUUUAUUGGCCUUUCUUUUCUGAAUCAUUCAUGCGAAGAUGGAUAUCUAAGUUGGUGGUUAUAUUUCUGACUACACUUUUCACAAUUUUGUUCCUUAUACCAGUUGUAAUCGUACAGGGUCUUACCAACCUCAGCCAAUUGGAAAUUUUGUUUCCCUUCUUGACAAGUAUUCUAACCAUAAAAUUUGUUUCUCAAGUAAUUACGGGAUACCUUCCGAACCUUAUUCUUCAGAUGUCUCUGAAAGUGGUGCCCCCUAUCAUGGGGCUCCUUACCUCCAUUCAAGGUUACAUCUCACAAAGUGAUAUAGAAUUGAGUGCAUCUAACAAAGUACUGUGGUUCACAAUAUGGAAUGUUUUUCUUGCAACUUUAUUUUCUGGGUCAGUUCUAUACCAGCUGUCUGUCAUCCUUGAUCUGAAGGACAUUCCUGGGAGACUGGCAGUUGCAGUUCCAGCGCAGGCAUCAUUUUUCAUUACAUAUAUUGUCACAUCAGGAUGGACAAGUGUGUCAUCAGAACUCUUUCGGAUAAUUCCUCUAUUUUGCAGCUUGAUGACAAGGCCCUUCACAAGACCAGACGAUGAAUUUGAAGUUCCAUCUAUUCCUUACCAUAGGGAUCUUCCAAGGGUCCUUUUCGUUGGACUUCUUGGUAUUACAUAUUUCUUCCUAGCUCCGCUAAUUUUACCAUUCCUCCUGGUCUAUCUCUGUCUUGCAUACAUCAUAUUUCGAAACCAGUUUAUAAAUGUAUAUGCACCAAAGUAUGAAACUGCAGGGAAAUUUUGGCCAAUUGUGCACAAUACAAUGAUUUUUUCUCUAGUACUCAUGCACAUUAUUGCAGUGGGAAUUUUUGCAUUGAAAAAACUUUCUCCAGCAUCCACUUUGAUGCUUCCUCUACCAGUCCUCACUCUUCUCUUUAAUGAGUACUGCCGAAAACGAUUCUUGCCCAUAUUUGUUGCAUAUUCUGCAGAGAGUUUAAUAAAGAAGGACAGAGAAGACCAAAAUGAUGCUACAAUGGCUGAAUUUUAUGACAAAUUGAUAAUUGCUUAUAAAGACCCUGCUUUGUUUCCCAUUCAAUACUUAUCAAAAACUAAUACUGAUAGUCUACUUAGUCCCUUUGUAUCUUAAGUUCAAUACUAAGCCGCAAAUCCUACCAUAUAAGUUCAGUUGCGUUGGCUGUUUCCUAUAUGUGAUGUAAGAUUCCUAUUUCAAGAGCAAUGAAGUGCAGAAGCCAGAAGGUGUGUCAUUGUGUGCAAAUAGCAUACUUUCGAAU
Molecule: messenger RNA, 2295 nt
Organism: Gastrolobium bilobum
Lineage: Eukaryota; Viridiplantae; Streptophyta; Magnoliopsida; Fabales; Fabaceae
Product: CSC1-like protein At1g69450
Exons: 10
Coding region: 9-2150 (713 amino acids)
Cellular component (GO): plasma membrane
Molecular function (GO): calcium-activated cation channel activity
Source: RefSeq, a predicted model, not a curated record